UAAAGGACUCUGAUUCUGAGGGACAUCACAGCAUUAUCAACCACGACGACCAGAUAGGCCUGGGAAUCAUUCGGUGAACUGUAUCGCGAACGUCCUUCAUACUCAAAGCUAACACGUCUACUCAAGUGACUUCCGAUGAAGGAUGAUGCACCCCAGUCGUCCUCACGGAUUAGUUCUAUUUGGUCUGCGUUCCGGCGACUUAGCUGCCGUAACCAACGCCGUGCAUUUGAUGCUAUUUCAAUUAUCGGCAGCGAUACUUCUACCCUCGUAGAUCCAGGGCCGUGUGUCGUGAACGAUCUAUCCGACGCAUUGCUCUUCAGCAUCUUUGAAGUCGCUAGCGACUCUUAUGGCCAAAGCUAUCCCUCCGUGGUGAGAAGAAUAUGCCACGUCAAUCGCCGUUGGCGAAAGAUCGCUAUAUCGUCUCCAAAGUUAUGGCGGCACAUCGACGCUAUAGUCCCAAAUGUUUACAACCAGCUUGCGUUGAUUAACAUACAUCUAAUUAGGGCGUACCCACUCACAGUCGACUUACGGCUGGCCCUUCCUAACGUCGAAGCUAAAUGGGCCCUGCUCCUUGUGCCCAUAACCUACUCUUCCUCCCGCUGGCGGGUGCUCUCCGUCCAUGUCGAUUGUGAUUCCGACGGGGGACAGCACACUCUCGUUCGACAUUUCCGCACAUCCCAUUUCCCCAAUCUCGAACAUUUCUCUAUCAUCCGUUACUCCGACGUUUCAUCUUGCAACUGCUUUGUGCAGCAGGACCUUGGCGGGAACAUCCUCAUAGAGGGUUCAACGAAACUCUCGAGUGUACGUUUACAGCAUUCCUCGAUUCCUCAUCUUCUUCCACCGCCACAGGCUAUCAGCGCACUGCAUCUAGAGCAGUUCGGAGAAUAUUCUAUCGAAUACGGGGCCUUCCGACGGCUUAUAAUGGGAUUGCCGUCGUUGGCGAACCUAUCGAUCUAUGGGAACUUUGUUGAUGGUUGGACCAAAUCGGGAGAUUUAGACAUUCCUAACCUCCGAGCGUUGAGGUUGUGUAACAACGAAGCAUUGAGUGCCCUGUUACAGUCUAUUCACGCCCCGAACUUGGAGAGCCUAGAACUUCAUGGGGUAUGGGACUCUCAUCUUCGGGAGUUCCUUCAUAUGCGCGAGACAGCAUAUGAGACCAGUGUUCAUUAUUUGAUGCUGAAGGGUUGUCGACUGUCGACAGAUUCUCUUUGUGCACUCUUCAAGGAUUUCGCAGGGACGGAGAGGGUUGAUAUUCUCGAUGAUUACGCCGACAUGGUCAUGGAUUUGCUCUUACGCGACGAUGACUUGCUGCCAUCUCUGCAUACCAUCUCGGUUCACAAACUGAUGGAUGCUAGGAAGCUUGUUAUGGCACGCAGUGUGAUCUUUCGACUGCAUUUCGAUGUUGAUGCUGUGCCGUUGCAUGGUGAGGUCGUGAGAUGGGAUCAGCUGGAUCCAUGGACCACGACUACGGAAUUUUGCGACCGGGACGACUUUAUGACGAGGAUCUCUCAACAUCGUCUUCGCGAAGAUGACCGGAAGCUGAUGAGGGUCGGGUCGAAAGGUUGAGGGAAAUGUUUAGUCAGGAUCUGAUCAUUCUGGGUCCCAGUCAAUGCAAAGCCAGUAGGAUGGAUUCCAUGGCUAAGAACUGAGCUCAAUGAUGAUGCUGAAGAUACUGAUUAGACUGAAUUCUUGGCUCUGACGCCAGGGGGGUCCUUAGCCAGUCUCGAGUCGUAACAAGAAGAUAAUUAUUGCGGAUUCAGAUGAUGUAGAUUGAGGUGUCUGCUCAGCGGUUACAAUGCAGAGGUUAAAUAAUAUCCUCAAGAGUACUCCAUUAUCCAGUCAGGUCCGGGAUAAAUUAGGGACAUUCAUAUUUCCCACGGUUAUCCUUUUGGAAAGCCGAAGCAACGUACUGGCGGGGGGCUUCAUUGAUUGCCAGUACUGGAAACAUCACUGGCCCCGCAGCUCCUGCGUCAAGCCAGAUCCAACCGGAUGUCAAGCGUCCUGGUUAUCAUCUUUCUAGGUCUGUUCCACUUCCCUCGAGUCAU
Molecule: messenger RNA, 2045 nt
Organism: Guyanagaster necrorhizus
Lineage: Eukaryota; Fungi; Basidiomycota; Agaricomycetes; Agaricales; Physalacriaceae
Exons: 1
Coding region: 136-1566 (476 amino acids)
Source: RefSeq, a predicted model, not a curated record